AACGGGACAUCCGCCAAGGCCUUCAAUACGCUCAUGGCGGUUCAGAUGACAACGGUCAGGAAUGUGACCACAUCUAUACCUUCCAAUGGCGUCUACAUGCUGUACACAAGUUUUCAGUGCUCUCGGCGCUCUAGUCUAUCCGGCCGGCACCGAUGUGUAUGCCUCCAUCGAAGCAAGUUAUUGGUCGACUGAGGAAGCAAGCCUGGAGCCUGCAUGCUUCUUCCGACCUCAUACGAGCACUGAAGUAUCACGUUUCAUAUCUUUGAUAUCGACGGUGACAAAUUGCGAUUUUGCGAUCAAAUCACAAGGACAUGCACCGGCAGCUGGCUCGGCUAACAUAGACAGAGGCGUGACGAUUGACCUGUCAUGGCUGAAUGAAACCACAAUUACCGAAGAUCGAUCUGUCGCGAGUGUAGGAACUGGUUCAAGUUGGGCCGACGUGUAUACGACCUUGAAUCCUUUCAACAAGACUGUAGCCGGUGGUCGGAAUGGAGCGGUCGGAGUUGGUGGCUUGACGCUGGGAGGUGGUAUAUCUUACUAUUCGCCUGAGGUGGGGUGGACUUGCGACACCGUAUUGAACUUCGAGGUAGUUCUCGCUUCCGGUGAAAUCGUCAACGCAAACUCGAGUCACAAUCCCGACUUAUACCGAGCCCUGAAAGGGGGCGGUAAUAACUUUGGUGUGGUCACAAGGAUUGACUAUUCCACUAUUGAUACUGUACCGCUACGAGCUGGCCAUCUAUUUCAAGAGCAGCAAUAUCUUGACCGAGUCCUUGCUGCAUUUGCGAACAUCGCGUCAUCCAUUUCGUACGACAUCCACGCCUCCAUCGUUAUGAGUUUAAGUUUCAAUGCGACUACUCAAGUUUGGACAAUCAUCAGCGUUCCGAUAUACACUCUUCCCAAUCUUAACCCAGAUGUGUAUCAGGAUCUCGUCGCGAUCCCUCGAAUAGAAGAGUUGAGCACUGUGUCCAUAGAGAACAUCAGCACAUUAGCUGUCGAAGCUCCAUACCCACAAAAAUACCAGGCUUUUUUUACAAGCACGUAUGCCGCUUCAAGUCAAUUACUUAUCAAAGUUUUUGAUGUCGCAAACAAGACCUUGCAAUUGGCUCUGCUCCCACUCGACGUUGGUGUCAGCUUAACGUUUGAACCACUCCCAAUCGCAUUGAUUCAGCACGGCGCAAGGGCCAAUUCGCUUGGGAUCUCGCCAUCUGAUGGAAAUGGCGUGAUUCUACUAAUAUCCGUAUCCUGGAGCAACGCGACAUCGUCAGGACCGGCAAACCAUAUCGGAUCGAAACUACUCGAUGCAAUGGAUGCAAGAGCCCGCGUCCUACUUGGCUUGCAUAAGUUCAAAUAUCUGAAUUAUGCGAAUCCUACCCAGCGCCCACUAGAAAAUUAUGGGAAGGAGAACCUAGCAUUCCUGAAAAACGUUAGCACGCGUUACGAUCCUGGGAAAAUCUUCCAAAAGAAAGUCCCGGGAGGCUUCAAAUUGUGGUCAAAAGCCGAGCUUGAGGUAAAGGCUGCGACUGAGUCUUUGUAGGAUAACUGGGGAGGCGGAACCGCGCUCUAUAGUAAGAGAUUCGGCGGACUGCCACAAAGGCUUAGAUAUGAGGUGCUGCAAAUGAUCGGAGCUUGCUCACCGUGACAAGUAAGCCCGUAGCUAAACUGAGGGACUCAACAUUAACUCCUCAGGCAACAAUAUCUUCACGCAGCCUAUCACAUAUUGUACACUUCCAAGUUCGCCAAAUCAUACAUUAACGACAGUCACUACAAGUAUAGAUGAAAUAUGAAUAAUGCGCACUUUUAACAAUCAAAACGCAUCAGUCAUGGCCUUCUUAGGUCGAUUUACUGAGCUCUUUAUGCCUGCUUGGGAAAAGAUUUGCUUGGUAUAUCGCAAGGACACGACCUCGGUGUUCCGCCCCCUAGCGCAUAUAAUUGGAUAUAGGC
This is a messenger RNA of Truncatella angustata, 1941 nucleotides long. RefSeq lists its product as uncharacterized. Bases 86 to 1534 code for a protein of 482 amino acids. The record is from RefSeq and is a predicted model, not a curated record. The transcript is spliced from 4 exons. NCBI's taxonomy places the organism in Eukaryota, Fungi, Ascomycota, Sordariomycetes, Amphisphaeriales, Sporocadaceae. Gene Ontology annotation, molecular function: FAD binding.